UUACAAAACCCCCACUACUUUCUCUUACGUCUCAUCGAUUAAUGGCGAUUGUGCCCACCAUCUCUGACACAGAUUCACUCUCCUUUAACCACACGACCAUUAACCAAUUCAACUAUCAAUUCUCAUGGCGAUUAAUGGUGGGACUUCAAAUGAUUCGUCUUCUUCCUCCAUAUCCCCUCUUUCAUCCCCUUCUUCUGUCGUCUAUGUCGAUUUAUAUGGAAAACGCCGCCAGAUUGCCAAAGUUCAGGUGCUCGAUCGAGAGAUUAGCUUGCUACAGGAGGAGAUAAAAUCACUUGCGGAGCUCGAACUUGCAUCAAGAUGCUGCAAAGAGCUUGACGAUUUUGUAGAAGCUACUCCAGAUCCGCUCAUAGCAAUCACAAAGCACACUCGUGGUAGAUCAAGAAAAUUGUGGAGGAAUCUUGGGAAAAAGUUCGGUUCCGUAUUAUCAUGUUGUUGCUGUUGUGGUUGUUGCAAGACAAAAAGCAAUUGUAGAUGCUGCCCGUCAGCAAACUGUUGUUGCUGCUUUGGCAGCACCCAACAGAAGAAGACACGUAUCUCGGGACACUUUGAUUUUAGAUUCUUUGCAUAA
This is a messenger RNA of Lactuca virosa, 589 nucleotides long. The record is from the annotation of a GenBank genome assembly. Lineage: Eukaryota; Viridiplantae; Streptophyta; Magnoliopsida; Asterales; Asteraceae.